AUGACUGAUAAAGAUUUGGAGUUGUAUAAAUUAUAUCGAGCGGAACGAGUUGUACCACCAGUUCGAGGUAUUGAUUUAAUCAAAUCAGCACGUUACAGUAAGGGUAUGUCAUUUAAUUUAUAUGAGCGACAAUAUCUUGGUAUCCAUGGUUUAUUACCGCCAGCAUUUAUGACUGAAGAACAGCAAGCUUAUCGAAUUAUUUCAAAACUUCGAGAGCAACCAAAUGAUUUAGCUCGUUAUGUACAAUUGGACGCCUUACAAGAUCGUAAUGAAAAGCUAUUCUAUCGUGUUGUUUGUGAGCAUGUCAAAGAGUUGAUGCCAAUCGUUUAUACGCCAACUGUUGGCCUUGCAUGUGUUUAUAUUACUAUUAAUGAUAAUAGUAUCAGCAAGAUUCAUCAUAUUCUUAGUAAUUGGCCUGAAAAAGAUGUUCGGGCAAUAGUUGUAACGGAUGGUGAACGAAUCCUUGGAUUGGGUGAUCUUGGUGCAUACGGUAUGGGUAUUCCGAUUGGUAAACUUGCUUUAUAUGUAGCACUUGGAGGUGUACAACCACAUUGGUGUCUUCCGGUAUUACUCGAUGUUGGUACAAAUAAAGAAGAACUAUUAAAAGAUCCAUUCUAUAUUGGAUUACGACGAAAACGUGUUCGUGGAAAAGAAUACGAUUCAUUUAUUGAAAAUUUUAUGAAGCAUGCGUCAAAAGAUUUUGCUAAUGCAAAUGCGUAUCGUUUAUUGGAACAUUUCCGCGAUAAAUAUUGUACAUUUAAUGAUGAUAUACAAGGAACAGCAUCCGUUGUUGUUGCCGGCUUAUUAUCAUGCAACAAAAUUCUACAGAAGAAAAUGUCGGAACAAAGAUUUGUAUUUCUUGGUGCUGGAGCGGCAGCAACAGGUAUUGCUGAUUUAUGUGUUUUGCAAAUGCAACAUGAAGGUUUAGGAGAGAUUGAAGCUCAUGAACGAAUCUUUUUAAUAAAUAGUAAAGGUUUAAUUACGAAAAAUAGCGCAAAUUUAAAGGAUGAACAUAAAUUAUAUGCGAAAAAUAUGGAAGAUAUAAAAGAUUUGAUUGAUGUAAUUAAAAAAGUACAACCAACAGGUAUAAUUGGUGUUUCAACGGUACCAGGUUCAUUUUCGAAAGAAGUAAUUAAGGAAAUGUCAAAGAUUAAUGAGAAACCAAUUAUUUUUGCUCUAUCAAAUCCUACUAAUAAAUCGGAAUGUACUGCUGAAGAAGCAUUUACACAUACAAAUGGUAAGGUACUGUUUGCUAGUGGUAGCCCGUUUCCGGAUCUUCGAUUAAACGAUAAAUUAUAUAAACCGGGUCAAGGUAAUAAUUCGUAUGUAUUUCCUGGUGUAGCAUUGGGUGUUAUAUUAUUUCAAGUGCGUCAUAUUGAUGAUGAAUUAUUUUUGAUUGCUGCUCGGAAAAAAUAA
Molecule: messenger RNA, 1416 nt
Organism: Loa loa (African eye worm)
Lineage: Eukaryota; Metazoa; Nematoda; Chromadorea; Rhabditida; Onchocercidae
Product: malic enzyme
Exons: 12
Coding region: 1-1416 (471 amino acids)
Biological process (GO): malate metabolic process; pyruvate metabolic process
Cellular component (GO): mitochondrion
Molecular function (GO): NAD binding; malate dehydrogenase (decarboxylating) (NADP+) activity; malate dehydrogenase (decarboxylating) (NAD+) activity
Source: RefSeq, a predicted model, not a curated record